AUCCCGAAGUUUCUCCAUAGUCUCGGACAUCGGAGGUGCCGAACCGCCACUAAAAUCCACCGCGAACGACUCGCCAAGUCUGGAGAAAUGUUGAAGCAAUCGUACGUGUGCCGCUGAAGUCAUUAUUUAACCAAGGACGGAGUGCUAAGGAGAUUUACGUUCAAAAUGUUUACUGGAUUGGUUGAGACCAUUGGUGUCGUCACGGCCCUUGAGCCCCAGGAUGACACUGCCAGCGGCGGCGGCGGGACCUCCCUCACUAUUUCAGACUGCGCAGAGAUACUCACAGAUGCCCAACUAGGGGAUAGUAUAUGUGUCAAUGGAGCAUGUCUAACGAUAACCACCUUCGACAGUUCUUCCUUCAAAGUUGGCGUCGCACCAGAGACACUUCGCCGCACAAAUCUUGGCUCUCUAACAUCAGGGUCGCGGGUAAACCUUGAGCGGUCGGUGACUGCUUCGACACGUAUGGGCGGCCACUUUGUGCAGGGCCACGUCGACACCACAGCGACUAUCCUCUCUGUGACCCCGGAUGGAAACUCCCUUGUGUUCAGACUUUCACCCAAGGAAAAUGGAGUGCUUCGCUACAUCGUGGAGAAAGGCUUCAUCGCCCUAGACGGCGCGAGUCUAACCAUUACGAAAGUAGCUGACGGAGAAAAUGGAUGGUUUGAAAUCAUGCUCAUUGCAUACACUCAAGAAAAGAUUGUCACUGCGAAGAAGAAGCCGGGGGAUCUGGUGAAUGUUGAAAUUGAUAUGGUUGGAAAGUAUGUGGAGAAGAGCGUCGAAGCAUAUUUCCAAGGCCAAACUGGCGGGGAUGCAGGGGCGCUGGAGAAAUUGGUUGGGAGACUCGUUAAAGAAAAACUUCGAGGCAAUGCAGCCGCCUAAUUGGAGAAAACGAUCGUUGUACGGAGUACUCGGGACUGUUCCCAUCCGCCCCUGAACGACCGAAUGAUCGGUAUGUCUUUGAUAACCUGGAAACACCGAUUAUUUAGCACGCAAGAGCUGAAAUCUGGUUCUUCACGGGUCAUAGUUCUUAUCUGAUUAUUGAUUAUUUACUUGGACUUGAACAAGGGAAUCGUCGAAGUUGUUAUGACGAGUGUUGAAUAAUAUCUAACAAUAACUACAAAGUUCCUCGCCCUUUCAGUCGCCAUCCGGGAUGUCAAAAAGCUGCCCGUACUUCCGGAAUCCCAUAGCAUACCCACAGCGCCUCUUUUGCCUCUUCCGGGUGAAAUCAUUUUCCGCAUCCUCGUGCGCAAAAUCAAUCAUAAAAGGCCUAGAGCUGGGUGACAAGUAGUCCCGGAUACUCAGUUGCUGCUGAUCUUCCGCGUCCUCGUGCGCAAAAUCGGUCAUACAAGAGUUAGAGUCGGGUGACAAGUAGUCCCAGAUAGUCGAUUGCUGCUGAUCUUCCGCUUCUGGGUCAAAUAUUUUCUGCCGAGAUGGCAUCCAUUGGUCAUGGAGCCAAAAAAGCCCAUGACCUCGAGAGCAUGGAGUAGUGAUUUCUUUCUCAAUGCCAUAUAAAUAGCCUUCAGAUCUCUUCACACAACGGAGACAAAACUCCUCCUUCAUGGCACAAGUAAUCAUGCUUUUUGCCCGACCUAAUUUCAAACCAGUAGAUUCGCUUAUCACAGCGAACUGCUCACCCUGAAUAAUGACGUGUUUCUCGUCCAUAUAUUCAAGAUUUGACUGGUUUAUAUGGGGCCUAAUCUUACUGAGGGACGCAUCAAUUUCUGCGAGAGAAAGCCUGGUCAGACUACUGAUUGGCCAAAGUUGGAAUCUUUCCAACAAAACAUUUAUCUGGACACCCAGCAGCGAGCCUUCGGUACAGAUGGCAGUAAUUUCGUCA
Coccidioides immitis RS is the source of this 1837-nucleotide messenger RNA. Its product is annotated as riboflavin synthase, alpha subunit. Gene Ontology annotation, biological process: riboflavin biosynthetic process. Lineage: Eukaryota; Fungi; Ascomycota; Eurotiomycetes; Onygenales; Onygenaceae. The transcript is spliced from 3 exons. Gene Ontology annotation, molecular function: riboflavin synthase activity. The record is from RefSeq and is a predicted model, not a curated record. Bases 166 to 879 code for a protein of 237 amino acids.